AUGUCAUCUAAGCAAUUAUCAAACGAGCAUUGGUAUACGAGCAACAAAAUAAACAUAAAUACCGAGGAUUGGAAUAAUUUUGAACUACAAUAUGCUGACAAUUUGCCUACAUUCCAUGAUUAUGAUACAUAUAACAGACAAGAUCACUAUCAGAAUCAUCAGCAUCAUGAGCAUCGUGAUCGUCGUCAUCCUGAGCAUCGCGAUCGUCGUCAUCAUGAGCAUCGUGAUCGUCAUCAUCAUCAUCACCAUCACUCACCGAGAAAACCGAAGAUACAUAAUCAACAAAAAUCAAACGAAAAAUCAGUACAAUAUAUCGAUCCAUCAAACCAACAAUCGAUUAUAAACUUCAAUAACUUAAACAUGAAUCAUCUACCAAACGUAAUACCUGAUGCUUUCUACAAUGAAAACCAACAUACACAACACGUGAAUGAUAAUGGCCCAAAGAAGCGUAAAAAAAAAGUCACUCGAAAAAAUGUCGAGAUCAUCAAUGACUCAAUGAAUGACUUGAACGAACUGGUUUCGAGCUUAGGUGAAAAAGAAAGAGUUAAUCAAGGUCAUGUAUAUGUACAAGAUAGGAAUGUUGAUUAUACAUCUGGUCAUAAUGAGACCGAAAAACAGCGAGUUGCACAACCUCCUGUCGUGGAAGAAAAUAAACAAGUUACUAGUGAAGCCGAAAAGCUUGGAACAGAUGAAGCUCCAAUUAUUGAGUACGCCGAAGAGCCAUUGUUACCUCUCGUCGAUGCAUGCGCUCCACUGAUUGAUAUUCUUCACGAUUUAUCAGUCUAUGUUAAUAUGGCACUUGAAGAAACUCCCGAAGAACCACCCGAUGGACUGACAUUUAAUGAGAGCGCUGCCAUCCGACUUUACACGAUCGAAUGGACAUCGCCACAUCGAAGUCUCUAUUCAAUGCUUAAUUAUACAUUGAAGAACUGCAGUCGUGAAGAACUUCGACCUUAUUUCAAGUAUAUGAAACUAUUCUUGACUGCCUUAGUCAAAUUACCAUGCUCUCCAUCAUUGACUGUCUGGAGAGGAGUAACUAAAAAUUUGAGUGCCGAAUUUCCACCUGGUACUCCAGUGACAUGGUGGUCAUUUUCAUCAACCACAACCGAACUGAGUGUGCUUGAAAAUACAAUGUAUUUGGGCACUACAGGUGCACGGACACUGUUCUCUGUUGAAGCCAUCAAUGGACGAACAAUUCGUGCUCAUUCGCAUUUUGUCACUGAAGAUGAAAUUUUGCUUCUGCCCGGUACUCACAUGAUAGUUCAAUCGCAAUUUAGUCCAGCAUCUGAUCUUUAUAUUAUCCACUUAAAACAGGUCAUACCGAAUGAAACACUACUCCAGCCUCCUUUUGAAGGCGCAUGCUUAUAUCCAAAAAACACGCGUCCAUGGUAUCGCAAGAAGCGAAUUGUUAUUCCAUUGGCUUUAUUGGUGACUAUGUGCAUCGUAGCAACCGUUAUUGGUGCUAUUCUUGGGACACGAGCAGCAAAUAAAGAGCCACCUUACGUGUUCAUAAAUCCUUUUUCAUCUUCGACAAUCUCUGACAUAGACGGCUCUCCAGCUUCUUUAGUGUAUGGUCAUUUCAACAGUGAUAAAUACAUUGAUUUGGCGAUUCUCAACUAUGGAGGUCAAAGCAUUGAUAUAUUGGUUGGCAAUGCGAACGGCAACUAUCUGACGCCGACAACAGCUGAUACCGGCUUAGGUCCAGUUUUUGUGACUUUAUGCACGUUGGGUGGUAACAAAACAAGAUAUCUUAUCGUAGUUAAUAAAGAAGAUGGAACAAUUAGCGUGCUGGAGAUUAAUGAAGAUGGAACAUUGGAUUUUCAGAUGUACUAUGCAGUUGGUAAUGAACCAAUUUCUGCUUUGUGCGGAGAUUUUGAUAAUAAUUCAGUUAUUGAUGUGGCAGUGUUAAAUAGAUAUCAGUAUGACGUUGGGACAGAUCCAAUCUCUAUGAUAUCUGCUGAUUUUAAUAAUGAUUUGAAACUGGAUCUGGUACUCGUCAAUCAAGGUGGUAACAACAUCGGUGUACUAAUUGGUGAUAUAGAUGGAAAUUUUCAGACACCAGUGAUGUAUGAUGUUGGAAAACAACCAACAUUUGUGGUAUUGGGAGACUUUAACAAUGAUACGAAACUGGACUUGGCAGUAUCUAAUAAUGGAAGCACUUUCAUCAGUGUUUUGUUUGGUAAUGAAAAUGGAACAUUCCAGACUCAAGUACCUUGUGAAGUUGGUAAUGGUACAAAUACUGUGGCAGUGGCGGAUUUAAAUAACGAUGGUAUAUUGGAUUUGGUAGCAACUAUUUCGGGUGAAUCUAAUGUUAUCGUGCUAUUCGGCAAUCGUAAUGGAAGUUUUCAAGGUGGAGUAAAGUAUCAAAUCAGCACUAAUUCGACUGCUAUGAUAGCUGCUGAUUUCAACAAUGAUAGCAGACCAGAUCUUGCAUUAACGAAUAUGGAUGACAACACAAUCAGCAUACUAAUAAAUUAUGGAAAUGGAACAUUUCAAUCUCAAGUCAAAUACAAUUUCCGAUCUGAUAGUGGUUAA
This is a messenger RNA of Rotaria sordida, 2535 nucleotides long. Lineage: Eukaryota; Metazoa; Rotifera; Eurotatoria; Philodinida; Philodinidae. The record is from the annotation of a GenBank genome assembly.